UUAAAUUUGUUACCCACUCCACCAAAAAUAUGCCUCUAGUUUGGUGAAUGAUAAAGUUUACAAAAGGAAACCUUGAGGAAGCUUAUCCAUCGUGCCUUUCAUUGUUGGUAGUUUACCUUAAAACAGUGUCGAAUUCAAAGAUUGCACAUAAAAUAAUAAUGAAAUCAAGGGCAGAAUCUCUCGUCUUGUUCUCUCUAUUUUUCAGUUUGAUCGUCAUAAUAGCUCAGGAAUGCGAUUAUAUUUUGUUUGUAGGAGGACAGAAAGUGCCUGCAGUCUUUGUGUUUGGAGACUCCUUUGGAGAUACAGGGAAUAAUGAUUUUAUUAUUUCAACAAGCAAGUCAAAUUAUCCUCCAUAUGGAAGAGAUUUCAUAGAUCGCAUUCCCACAGGAAGGUUCUCCAAUGGAAAGCUCCUGUCUGACUACUUUGCUGAAGGACUUGGAAUUAAGGAAUUGUUGCCCCCAUCUUUGGACCCAAGCCUCAAUGCCCAAGACUUGCUAACUGGUGUCAGCUUUGCAUCUGCUGGUUCAGGCUUAGACAAUCUCACUGACCUAAUAAAUGAGGCGAUACCAUUUUGGAAACAAAUUGAGUGUUUUAAAGAGUAUAAAAGGAAAAUAGUAGGAUUGGUGGGAGAAGAAGAGGCUUCCAACAUAAUCAGUAAGGCAAUCUUUUUCAUUACAAUAGGGUCCAAUGACUGGGGUUACAGCUACUUCCUACUAGUAAUCCCAACUCGCCGACUCGAAUUCACUGUUCAAGAGUAUACAGAUUUCCUCUUGAAUCAAUACACAGUUUAUAUCAAGGAAUUGUAUAAUCUGGGUGUCACUAGAAUUGCUUUGAUUAAUCUUCCACCAUUAGGAUGUGCACCAGUAGAGAGAACCCUUACAAGCCUUCGGAACAGGGGUGCGUGUGAUCAAGAGAUAAACGAGGCUGUAUCUGGAUUCAAUUCAGGAUUAAAUGCCAUGAUUGAUGGACUCAAACCUGCUUUUCCUAGCCUUCAAAUUGCUUCUCUCGAUUAUAACAGUCUGGUUUCCGAGUUCAUUGCAAAUCCUAGAAGAUAUGGUUUCGAGGUGAUUGCAAGAGGUUGCUGUGGGACGGGCACAAUAGAAUAUAACUUCCUGUGCAAUGAAUUGAAUCCCUUUACAUGCCCUGAUGCUUCCACAUAUCUCUUCUUUGAUGCCGUCCACCUUACUCAGAAGGCAUAUCAAUUCAUUUCUAAUGUAUUUCUCACCAGAGAUGUUCCUCAACUUCUCUAAACUAAGGAUUAUAAUUUUAAUUGCAAUUGCAUAUGAUAAGGUUCUCCAUGGAAAUAAUUAGUGUCAUUCAUUUUUAACCAGAGAUGCAUUUGCCUGAAGUUCUUAUUAUUGUUGUAAUAAUUUGGAUUAGUUAAAAAUAAUAAUGCUAUAAAUGGUGUCACAAAGGUUCUCUGUAUGCAUGGAGAUUUAUCACAA
Molecule: messenger RNA, 1445 nt
Organism: Cryptomeria japonica (Japanese cedar)
Lineage: Eukaryota; Viridiplantae; Streptophyta; Pinopsida; Cupressales; Cupressaceae
Product: GDSL esterase/lipase At4g26790-like
Exons: 5
Coding region: 48-1250 (400 amino acids)
Molecular function (GO): hydrolase activity, acting on ester bonds
Source: RefSeq, a predicted model, not a curated record